Molecule: messenger RNA, 1088 nt
Organism: Drosophila willistoni
Lineage: Eukaryota; Metazoa; Arthropoda; Insecta; Diptera; Drosophilidae
Product: NFU1 iron-sulfur cluster scaffold homolog, mitochondrial
Exons: 3
Coding region: 80-964 (294 amino acids)
Biological process (GO): iron-sulfur cluster assembly
Cellular component (GO): mitochondrion
Molecular function (GO): iron-sulfur cluster binding; iron ion binding
Source: RefSeq, a predicted model, not a curated record
AUUUUCCAACACUAUUGUAUAAUCAGCUGAAAACAAAACGUUACAGGCAUCAAGUAAAAUAAAACACAAUCCCUCAAUAAUGUCGAAUUGUCAAAUGGCUAAAUUGAUAUCCUAUGCAAAAGGCGGAUUUUUGCGUAACACCCGCUUAACCAGCCGUGCCGUGCCGCAAGUUUAUCAACAUGCCACAAGCAGCCGGGGAUUUGUCCAUCUGACAUCAUCUGUGGCGCAAUCAUCAGCAAUUCAUGUGUCCACUCCCAGUACUCCUUCUCUUAUGCUUAUAAUGGGCAAACGUACAAUGUUUAUACAAACUCAGGAUACUCCAAAUCCAGAGAGCUUGAAAUUCUUACCCGGCGUCGAAGUACUUGGCAAGGGUAACACAUACGAUUUUCCGAGCGUUGCAGCUGCACAUUGCAGUCCAUUGGCCAAAUUACUAUUUCGCGUUGAGGGUGUCCGAUCCGUGUUCUUUGGUUCCGAUUUUAUAACCAUCUCCAAAGAGGAGGCCGCCGAAUGGGGCCUCAUCAAGCCCGAGGUAUUUGCCGUCAUAAUGGACUUCUUUGCCAGCGGUCUGCCCAUUCUGCAUGAGGCACGCAACAAUGCGGAUACCGAGAUACUCGAAGAUGAUGAUGAAACCGUAAUGAUGAUCAAGGAGCUACUUGAUACACGUAUACGACCCACUGUCCAAGAAGAUGGUGGCGAUAUUGUCUUUAUGAGCUAUGACAAUGGCGUUGUCAAGCUAAAGAUGCAGGGUUCCUGCUCCUCGUGCCCCAGUUCUAUAGUAACAUUGAAGAAUGGUGUACAGAAUAUGCUGCAAUUCUAUAUACCCGAAGUGGAAUCCGUUGAGCAGGUCUUUGAUGAGGCUGACAAAAUGGCGGAUAAAGAAUUCGAACGUUUCGAAAGGAAUCUAAAGCAAAAGGAUACAUCGAGUACCGCACCCGUGGGUAUAGGCGGUGGUCCUGCAAAUUAGUAAUGAAAAUUAUUCUUUUUUUUUUUCUCUCUAAUUAUAAUGUUUGACUAUUUGUUGUUGCCUAAUGUUAGCGCCUAAGUAAAUAAAUCGAAGCAAUGAGCAUCUUCGGCUUGUUAUACAUAUA